Messenger RNA from Caenorhabditis angaria, 747 nucleotides. The record is from the annotation of a GenBank genome assembly. Lineage: Eukaryota; Metazoa; Nematoda; Chromadorea; Rhabditida; Rhabditidae.
AUGGUGUCAACAAGAUUUCUCCUUCUCUCAAUCUCCACUUUGGCAAUGGUCCAAUCUCAAACCACGGAGCCGUAUUGCGAUGAGCUGACAACAACUAAAGCGAAGACAACAACAAAACCGAAGACAACGACCAAAGCAAAAACGCUAACUGGCUGGAAAUGCCCAACAAGCUGGACGAAAUUCAGUAGAACCAAGGGACAAUGGUGCAUCAAGGUGUUCACUGGAACAUUCACUUAUGAAAAGGCGAAGGCACAAUGUGUGGCAGUUGGGGGAGUUCUAUCGGGCGUUGAAAACAAAGCUGAGAGAACUUUUGUUAUCAGUAAGUUGUAUGAUUACGUAAAUUAUGUGGAUUAAAGUGAUGUUUCAGAUCGAGGAAUCUCAAUUCUCAACACAAUCGGUACAAUCAAAGAGGGUGCUCUCUGGGUGGGUGCGUUGAGAAGAAAAGAGUGUCGUGGAAACAAUUCGACUCUCUCAAUCUGUGUUCCUGCGGUUAACAAAGCGUUCUAUUGGACUGAUGGUUUCACGACUGGAAAAUCAAUGAUGACUUGGAUGCCGAAUCAACCGGAUUAUUACAAAAAAGCGGAAGCGGCUGUUCAAUUGCUCAUUGUUAACAAAGCUAAUGGUUCUGGUGGUGCAGUUUCAGGACAAUUGAAUGAUGUUGUGGCUACGACUUCGACUGCGGUUAAUGCACUCAAUCAUAUUCGUGGAAUUGUUUGUGGACGAAAAGCUACAGCUAUUUAUUCUUAA